ACUCGGCUUUCCCCGCCUUUACCUCCCUCUCCCGCUCCAGCACUGCAGCAGAGGGAGGACUGCAAUGUGCUGCCCACACAACCCCUUGUCCGCCCCUCAGCUGGCUUUGUCACGCCUGGCGACUCCUCCCGGAGACGCCGCCGCCAGCAGCAGCGCCGAGCCGAGCUGGGGAAGCAGGAGAAAGUGACACGCUCCGCGCGCGGGAGGCGGCUGCAGCUGCUCGGUGCGGGCACCUCGGGGGUUCGGUGUGUCCUCGCGGUUCUGUUCACCUACACUAAGGCUUUGUCUACACUGCUGGGAUAUCUUGUUGAAGCUGAACAUGUUCUCGCAUCUCCACUGUUGACGUCUAGCGCAGAAUAGAUAUUCCAGACAGAAUCAAUAGAUCCAUUUGCAGUAGGACCAUCAUACAUUAAUACAAGAUGGAAGACACAUACAAAGACAGGACUUCAUUAGUGAAAGGGGCUAAGGACAUUGCCAAGGAGGUGAAGAGACAAACUGUAAAGAAGGUGAAUAAAACGGUAGACAAAGUUCAGGAUGGGUAUACGCAGAGAUCCUACAAACAAUUCAAGGAUGAGGAAGAUGAUGAAGACUACUAUACACAAGGAGGAAAUUAUGAUGGAGAAGCCAAUGAUGAUGAAGGGUCAAGUGAAGCAACUGAAGGGCAUGAUGAAGAUGAUGAGAUUUACGAGGGGGAAUAUCAGGGAAUCCCAAACAUAGGGCAAGGCAAGGAUGGAAUAGUGGCCCUGCAGCAGCCCAUCCAUGAUGAAUAUAAGGACCGUCAUGAACUGGAAACAGAAAGGAAAGCUGAUGAAGAGGAGCUAGCGCAGCAGUAUGAGCUGAUUAUACAAGAGUGCGGACAUGGCCGUUUUCAGUGGGCCCUCUUCUUUGUUCUUGGAAUGGCACUAAUGGCUGAUGGGGUAGAGGUUUUUGUGGUUGGAUUUGUGUUGCCCAGUGCUGAGACAGACAUGUGCAUACCCAAUUCUGGAUCAGGAUGGCUAGGUAGCAUAGUGUACCUUGGGAUGAUGUUGGGGGCAUUCUUCUGGGGAGGCUUGGCAGACAAGGUGGGAAGGAGGCAGUCUCUCCUGAUAUGCAUGUCUGUCAAUGGAUUCUUUGCCUUCCUGUCAUCAUUUGUCCAGGGCUAUGGCCUCUUUCUCUUCUGUCGCUUAUUUUCUGGAUUUGGGAUUGGUGGAGCUGUUCCAACAGUGUUCUCGUAUUUUUCUGAAGUUCUUGCUCGAGAGAAGCGUGGUGAACACUUAAGUUGGCUGUGCAUGUUUUGGAUGAUCGGAGGCAUCUAUGCUUCUGCCAUGGCUUGGGCAAUAAUUCCUCACUAUGGGUGGAGUUUUAGUAUGGGGUCUGCCUACCAGUUUCACAGCUGGAGAGUAUUUGUAGUCGUCUGUGCACUGCCCUGUGUCUCCUCAGUAGUAGCACUCACUUUCAUGCCAGAAAGUCCAAGGUUUCUGCUGGAGGUUGGAAAACACGAUGAAGCUUGGAUGAUUCUCAAGCAAAUUCAUGACACUAACAUGCGAGCUCGUGGGCAGCCUGAAAAAGUCUUCACAGUUAACAGAAUAAAAACUCCCAAACAGAUAGAUGAGCUCAUAGAAAUUCAGAGCGACACAGGAACCUGGUACAGAAGGUGUUUUGUUAGAAUCCGCACAGAGCUAUAUGGGAUUUGGUUAACAUUUAUGAGAUGUUUCAACUAUCCAGUCAAGGACAAUACAAUCAAACUUACAGCUGUAUGGUUCACGCUGUCUUUUGGCUACUAUGGGUUGUCCGUCUGGUUCCCUGAUGUCAUUAAACAUCUGCAAUCGGACGAAUAUGCAUCCAAAGUGAAACAUUUUAACGGAGAGAGAAUUGUAGAUUUCAACUUCAACUUCACAUUGGAAAAUCAGAUUCACAUGAAUGGAUCAUACAUCAAUGACAGGUUUAUUAUGAUGAAGUUUAAAUCAGUAACCUUUGAAGAUUCCCUUUUUAAGAAUUGCUUAUUUGAGGACAUUACUUCUGUGAGCACAUACUUCAGGAACUGUACUUUUGUGGACACCAACUUCUCCAGCACAGAUCUCGAGCAAUAUAAAUUCAUUGACACUGAAUUUAUAAACUGCAUAUUUAAGCACAACAAGACAGGAUGUCAGAUUACCUUUGAUGAUGACUACAGUGCUUAUUGGAUUUACUUUGUUAAUUUCCUGGGAACUUUGGCUGUGUUACCAGGAAAUAUUGUAUCUGCUCUUCUGAUGGACAGAAUUGGACGUUUAACGAUGUUAGGUGGUUCUAUGGUACUCUCUGGAAUUAGCUGUUUUUUCUUGUGGUUUGGUACCAGUGAAUCCAUGAUGAUAGGCAUGCUGUGUUUGUACAAUGGUCUCACCAUCUCAGCAUGGAACUCCCUUGAUGUCAUUACUGUGGAACUGUAUCCUACAGACAGAAGGGCAACAGGCUUCGGCUUUUUGAACGCACUAUGCAAAGCAGCAGCUGUACUUGGAAACUUAAUAUUUGGUUCCCUUGUUGGCAUCACCAAAGCAAUCCCCAUUCUUCUAGCUUCAACUGUUCUAGUGUGUGGAGGUCUGGUGGGACUUCGACUUCCUGACACAAGAACCCAGGUGUUGAUGUAAAACUGGAAAAAAGCCAUUUAUGAUUUAUUUCCUUCUCCUUUCAAGUGUCAACUCUCCUAACUGAGUGGUGCAAAGGCUUCAGAUUUUCAGUUCUUAGAAUGGUGAUCAGAUUGCAGAAAUCUAACUCAAAAUGAGAUAUUUUUCUGUGACAGAGGUUUAGAAACUUCCAUAAGAAAGUUUUAAAGUUUCACCUUCUUUUGCAUUCUUUUGCUGUUUAAUACUUUUUAUCUUUCAAAUUGCAAAGCUACCUCUUGAAACAUUUUCAAAGACAUAUUCAGGAAGAGAAAACCGUGCUCAUAGCUAGGUGUUUAAAAUGCAAGCGUAUUGUCACAUCUAGGACAUUAAAAAAUAAGUCCUACAUUUUUGCAUGACACCAUUAGCUUCCACAGUGAUACAGACAUGGAAGUCAAUUAUUUAACAGUAUUGGUGCAGUAAAACUCAAUCUUACACAGAUCAAUGCAUGCAGCAUUAAACAGGAAACUGCAUAUUCUGCAUCAGUACUGCGAAUAUUAACAUUGUGUGACUAUAUUUAAGCAGUAGGGACUUCCUGCUUUCUUAGAAAAGGGCAUGGCAGGCUUUGGCAGUGGCAAUGCCUCUUUCAGAGGAAACCAUCUUAUGUAGAUUCAAUCGUGGUUAAAGAUUAACAAUUGCAAUCAUAACAGUAAAGCUGCCUGUGCUGAGGAGAAACAACUCCUGUUACAGAGGACAGCAAAGCUCAUAAUGGGUGACUGAAGUAAGAGAAUAGGAAAAGAAGCAUUUUCACUACUUGCUGAUCCUCCAGAGUGUAUUUAGAGAUACCAACACUUGGAUGUCUGGAAAUUUCUGAGCAUUGUAGAAAACAAGGGCUUUGUCUGAACUUAUCUCGGUGUAAACCAUGAGUAGUUCUACUCUAGUCAAUAGUUACACUAAUGUAAAACUAGUGUGAGUGAAGGCAGAAUAAAGCCCAAUGCCUGUAUGAAAAGUAAACAGCUUUAAGAAAAGUGCUUUUGCUAUUUAACCUACUAACUUUUGCUCCCUUGAUGACAUACAAUGUUUAGAAAAAAUAUUUUGUAUUAGAAUGCCUCCUACAUGUUAACUUUGGCCCCCGUUUAACAUGAUCAGAAUCUCCAGAACCAAAUCAUUUACCUACAACUGCUAAACUUGGGGGAAAAAAAAAGUAACAUUUCUUAGUAUAUCAGUUUAUACAAUUGGCAUAAAUUUGCAAAUAUUAAUCUUAACAAUAUCUCAUCAGUUAACACUUUCUAGUCCUCCCAGCCCUGCACACCUCCCAAAAAAAGACAGAAUGUUAGCCUUAGCUUUGAGUCUUAUGGAUUUUAUCUAUUUCUCACAGGCUUAGCAUUAGUGAAAAGCCAUUUCCUGUAAUUAGGAUAGUAUCUAAUUCUGGCCAUUGUGUGCAUCUCGCUCUUCUCUCUCUCGCUCAUUUUUCAGGGCACUCCCUUGUGUCAUCCCUUAGUCAGAUGAUUGCCUUAUACUUAUUGCACAUCUUGUUUCGAAAUCUGAAGCCUCUGUACAGAUUUAGAGUGAUGAUCAACAACCAGUGGUAAAUAUCAUUUUUGUGCCACACACUGUCUAUUUAAAGCGAUAUGUUGUGUUCAGUUCUGUAUGUUACUUUAAAGAAUUACGAAAUUCAAUAUGUGCAGUGCUAUGACCAGUGUGGAGGAAAGGGGACAUAGGAAAAUAAGGAUCAGUUACUGAGGGCUCCAAUUCAGGGCUAACAUGCUAAAAUCUCAUUAUGUUUAAAAACGUGCUCAUUUACUAUUAAAAAAAAUCCUCACCACUAUUUCACCGUUAUCCACAACAAUGCUGGUGAUUUUGCUAAAUCUAGGCUACAUCUUAGAUCUCUUGCUUAUAGCCACCUCAGUGUGUGACUCAGCCAAGAUACAGUGUAGCCAACAGCAUUAAAGCACAUAGUGUGAUUGGGAUAUGGCAAGUGAUAUAAACUGGCCUCCAGAAAAACAAAAUACCUGAAUGCAUGGAUACAGCUCCAGGAUACCAAUGAAUGUUAUAAGACCCUUUACACACACACACUAAAAAAGUGAGGUGGGGAUGGGAAAAGAAGGGAGAGCAAAGGAGGAAGGGGGGGGAAGAAAAGGAAGAAUAGAAGGGAAGAGAAACAAAGAGAAAAUAAGUGCAAGCCCUCCCUCCUCGAUAUUCCCAACAUGUUAUGCUGUGAGGGCAAGAGCAGAGAAUAUAAUUGAAGUGUGUACAUACAAUCAGUGGCUUGGUAGUACAGCCACUUGUAGCACCAGUAUUUGACCUUUGGAGGCUUAGAUCCAGAUGCUACUCUACUUCAUUGAAGAAGAUAAAUCACAUGCAACUUCACAGGAAAAUGCCAUAUACUGUGUGUGUACAUAUUAGAGAGAACAAACCAAACUGACUUAGGUUAAUGUACCAGACCCCUCUAAUGGAUGAAAUCAUAACUACUUAUCUGUGUGUCAGAGUCCUUAUCCUGCUGUGAGGUAACAGAGAUUCUCUUUCAGUUCAAAUGUUGGGGGCCCUUGUUGUUUGUGCAGGAAGAUGCAAGAUCUAGCCUUUUCUGCUUUGAAAUUAAGAGGGUUCAACAUAGUGAUAAUGUUUGUUCAAGGUAGUCAGAGAUUUAUAACUAUAGAAAGAGACGGCUAGGACUAGAACUGCAUGGUUCCUGCAGGGUGGGAUUGAAGUAGGCAGGCAGAGAUAUGCAGGGAAGCCUGCCUUCAUAGUGCCUGGUUCUAGCCAGUGCCUUCACAGAGGACAAUCAUGCAGCCUUUCAUCACAGGAGAAAAGAUGCUAGAGCUCCUUGCCUGAUAGCUCCAGCCCAGCUGUCCUCCUCUUGCCCAGCCUCCUGCUCCCUGUUAUUCCCAAGAUUUCCAAACAGGCUAUUAAAUCUAUCAAGUCUCCCAUCUCACUUUUUCCUUUCUUCUCCCUGAUCCUACCAUUCUACUGAUUCCAAAUUAACUUGCUUUCCAUAUAUCCUCUUCUAAAUUCCCUCACUUAUUCCUCUCCAUCGCCUAUAAUUUCCUUAUAUCCGCCAGUAAUAAGCCAAUGCUCCACCCUUUGGGUUUGAGGUCAACACUUCUUUAACCCAGGAUGGAAAACAAGCUAAAGCAAAACAGCCCUUCAAGUUGUCCCCAUAAUGGGAAGCAAAUAGUCUCUGAAAGUUCAUUUAAUGUCCAGGUGGCCUAACUAACACAAAUAAUCAAGGAAUAAAGAUCCUCCUGUCAGAAACUCCACUUAUCCCUUUAGAUGUGGUGAAUGAAGAUCAAGGAAAGCACCCUGGUACUGUCACCAAGCUCAGCUCCACUUGGGAGGAAGUUUCAUUCUUCUUUCCCAGAAGCCCCACCCCUUUUCUUUCUUGACGCCCCUGGAAACCUCACUUUUAUAUAGCUGCCAGCCAUGCUAUUGAGGCAUAUCUGUCAGCUCCACUUUCCAGUAGCCUAAUGGAGUCAUAGCUGUUAGCUCCUUUCUCCAGGCCUGACAGCUCAGGCAGUCUCUAUUGGCUAGGCUUUAGCUCUUUCCACAGUGAAGGGUUUUAAAAUACUUCUUCAUUCAGCCAGGGAGUGUUACAUACAUCCUGUCAUAGCUCCCUUAUCCAACCAAGGCAGCACUAUGUUAGCAUAACUUGUCUGACACACUUUAUUUUUUUAUAUUUAGCUGGAAAUGGAACUACAGUUCAAACAUAAGGUUAAAAAUGAAUCCUCAAAACUGUACACUCAGUGGGUCACAUACACAGGAAGUGCAAGCAGAGCUGCUCCACUUCCUCCAGAAUGUGGGAAAAAAAUGCUCAGCAGUCAAAUUCCAGAAGAAAACAAGUCAGAUGGACUACUUUUCCUCAGCGUUUCCUGCUUUCCUGUUCACCAAACUCACUGUCAAAUGUCAGCCCUUGUUAAUAAGAUCCUUUACUAUCAGUUCAGGAAACACAGCAUGAAGAGAGACCAGGUGGGUGAGGUAAUAUCUUUUAUUGGCUCAACUUCUGUGGAUGAAAGAGACA
Molecule: messenger RNA, 6570 nt
Organism: Trachemys scripta elegans
Lineage: Eukaryota; Metazoa; Chordata; Testudines; Emydidae
Gene: SV2C
Product: synaptic vesicle glycoprotein 2C
Exons: 14
Coding region: 420-2603 (727 amino acids)
Biological process (GO): chemical synaptic transmission; transmembrane transport
Cellular component (GO): membrane
Molecular function (GO): transmembrane transporter activity
Source: RefSeq, a predicted model, not a curated record